UGAUACUCAAGUAUUCUCUCCUAAUCUGACAAAAGAGAAAGAAACAGAAACGUCUACCGGUGAGAGGCCAUCCAAUCCUAAUCAAGAUGGAAAACCAGAUGAUGAGAUUGUGAGAGAGAAAUUAACAAGUGAGUCACCUGCUAGUCAGAGUCAAGUUUUGCAGAAAGAAACAGUAGAAAUGAAUGAGACACCUUCUUCUCCAAUAGCUCCAAAGAGUAUUGAAACUCCCGUUUAUACUCCAAGUCAGACUCAGCAGAUUGAGAGAGAGCCAUCGGAUGACACGCCUGCCCUUGAUACUCAAGUUUUUACUCCUAAUCUGACAAAAGAGAGGGAAACACAAACCUCUACUGAUGAAACGCCACCCAAAACUAAUCAAGGAGAAGGAAAACCAGAUGAUGAGAUUGUGAUUGAGUCACCUGCUGCUCAGACUCAAGUUUUGCAAAAAGAAACACUGGAAAUGAAUGAGACACCUUCUUCUCCAAUAUCUCCAAAGAGUAUUGAGGCUCAAGUUUUUACUCCAAUUCAGAAACAGCAGACGGUAACAGAGGAAACGUAUGAGGCUACACAGCCAUUGACUGAGAUCAUUUCAGCAAACAAUAAAAAGGAGGAUACACAUGCUGUGCAUUACAGACCUUCCUCUCCAUUGUCUUCACUAAUUGCACUAGUUAUUGAAGAAAAUAAGAAUGCUUUGAGUGAGACAGAAACUGCGACCCAAUAUUUUUCUACAAGUGAAGGAGAGCAUUCACAAUCAAGCAGAAAGAAUCAAGCGGAAGAAUAUCUCAAGGAUACUACAGAACCUACUACUGAGCUAGUUUCCACAGAUGUUUCGAAGACACAGCCUCUUACUCCGCAAAACACAGCACCUUCAGACAAGUGAGGGAGAUCAAUCCGAUGAGACACCAUCAGAGCAGAAUCAAGCAGAAGAAAAUCUCAAGGAUACUACAGAACCUACUACUGAGCUAGUUUCCACAUAUGUUUCGAAGAUGCCGCCUAUUACUCAGCAAACAGAGCAUCUUCAGACAAGUGCUAUAGAUUUUUCAGAAAAAAACGAGGUUGAAGUAAGCAGGCUUCUAGCUCACUUUCAAAUAGGCGCAGAGGUUGAAAUUUUGUCUACUGAUGACGAAAUAUGGUAUCCAGGAAAGGUUGUUGAUCUUAAACUGUGUGAAGGACUAGAGGAGCUGACAGUUGAGUACACGACACUCUUCACAGACCAACAUAGACUUCAGAAACUUCAGGAUACUAUCACGGCUGACAAAAUACGUCCUGCAACACCAACUAGUGACCAAAAAUCCUUUGAGAUGAUG
Molecule: messenger RNA, 1304 nt
Organism: Brassica rapa (field mustard)
Lineage: Eukaryota; Viridiplantae; Streptophyta; Magnoliopsida; Brassicales; Brassicaceae
Source: RefSeq, a predicted model, not a curated record